AGCAUGCGCACUCGGUGUAAACAGGAAGAGAAGGAGAAAAAGUAGGUUAAAUCUGCCAUAAAGAGACGACAGAAUGAUCCAACCAGAACCAAACAACCGCGCAGUUUUCUCCAGAUAUUAACCGGCGCGAACGAUGUUCUGCAAAACCUGAUUGUAUUUUCGAUUUUAUUUGAUAGACUCGUUAAUAACCUAGCCAGCGCCAGACGGUCGGUGACGCGAUUUAUUUCUCGCUGGUUUUGCUCGGCGCAUCAGCCGCGCUAACCCGCAUUAAAACUCGCCUCUGCGCUCUCUCGCGCUUUAUAUUAAUCUUUCCGCUUGGCACCGAAGUGAAUCUGCAAAAAAAGAAAAAAAAAUGGUUCAGAAAGAUAAGACGUUAGACACGCCGCAGGUGGACGGGGAGUCGAGCCCCAGCCCAGUCUCCGGAGAGGCUUGUGUGGAGGCCCCCGGCCCGGUGGAAGAAUCCGGCAUCGUCGUGGAGCAGAUGGGCCUCAGGAAAUUCAUCAGUGGAGUCGUUGAAGGUUUCUAUGGUCGACCCUGGACAAUGGAGCAGAGGAAAGAGUUAUUUAGAAGGCAGCAGAAAUGGGGGCUGAACACAUACCUUUAUGCUCCCAAGGAUGACUACAAACACCGAAUGUUCUGGAGAGAGUUGUACUCAGUCGAAGAAGCAGAACAACUCAUGACAUUAAUUGGUGCUGCAAAGGAGCAUGCAAUAGAGUUCAUCUAUGCCAUUUCUCCUGGACUGGACAUCACCUUCUCUAAUCAAAAAGAGGUUUCUGCACUUAAGAGGAAACUUGAUCAGGUUACUCAUUUUGGCUGCAAAUCAUUUGCCUUACUUUUUGACGACAUUGAUCACAACAUGUGCCCUGCUGACAAGGAGGUCUUCAGCUCAUUUGCACACGCUCAGGUUUCCAUUACCAACGAAAUCUACCAGUAUCUGGGAGAACCUGAAACCUUCCUUUUCUGCCCCACAGAGUAUUGUGGAACAUUUUGUUACCCAAGUGUCUCUCAGUCACCCUACCUCCACACAGUCGGAGAGAAGCUCCUGCCUGGCAUUGACGUGCUCUGGACAGGCCCCAAAGUGGUGUCUAAAGACAUCUCGGUUGAGUCCAUCGAAGAGGUGUCUAAAAUCCUUAGGAGAGCUCCUGUAAUCUGGGACAAUAUUCACGCUAAUGAUUAUGAUCAGAAGAGGCUUUUUCUGGGUCCAUACAAGGGACGCUCCACAGAGCUCAUCCCCAGAUUGAAGGGAGUCCUCACGAAUCCCAACUGCGAGUUUGAGUCAAACUUUGUGGCAAUCCACACUUUGGCUACCUGGUACAAGUCAAAUAUGAACGGGGUACGAAAGGACGUGGUCAUGACCGAUGGCGAGGACAGCACCGUGUCCAUCCAGAUCAAGUUGGAGAAUGAAGGCAGUGACGAAGAGCUGGAGACAGACAUACUGUACAGUCCACAGCUUGCUCUCAAACUGGCUCUCACCGAGUGGCUCGGAGAAUUUGGUGUGCCUCACCAGUACAACAGCCGACAGGUGCCUCAGAGUGGUGCCAAAAGCACAGUCAUAGAUGUGUCAUCCAUGGCCGCUCCGUCUCUGUGCUCCUCUACGACAGUCACGACUGUGUUCCAGCAGCCCAUCAUGUCUCCGGCAAUGCCUCCUCUCUGUCUCGAUCCUCUGUCACACCCCUUGGCGAAAAGACCUCAAGAAGUAGAGGAGGAGGAGGUGGAGGUGGAGAAGAAGGAUUCCGAUGAAGAGCCCAUGGAGAUGGUGGUUGAGAAGCAGGACGAGGCGGAACCAGAAGCCGAACCAGAGGACAAGCUCGUCGGCCCCAUCCUCGCCGACAAGAUGUCCGAAGAGCUCAAGCCGAUGGACACGGACAAAGAGAGUCUGGCGGAGUCCAAGUCUCCCGAGGAAUCCAUCCAGGAGGACUCUGGGAGUGAUAUUGCACCCAUGCAGACGGACGAUCAGCUCAAACAGGUGCCUCAAACGCUGGAAGUGUUUGUGCCCGGGCCCAACGAGAAGCCACUGUUCACAGCCGAGCCCAUCACCAUCGAGGACCUGUGCUUGUUGGCGGAGCUUUUCUACCUGCCUUACGAACACGGGCCCAAGGCCAUGCAGAUGUUGAAGGAGUUCAACUGGCUCCGGGCGAACAGCAGCGUCGUCAGCGUCAACUGCAAGAGGAAGGAAUCCGAAAAGGUCGCAGAAUGGCAGUCAAGGGCCGAGAAGUUUGAAGAAAUGUGCUGCUCGGUCAUCCAGAUGUUCACACGGCUGUCUAACACAGCGAAUCGCACCAUCCUCUAUGACCUCUACCCUUACAUCUGGGACAUCAAGAGCAUCAUUUCUAUGGUCAAGUCUUUUGUCCAGUGGCUCGAUGGAAGAAUCCUCAGUACAAGUUUCUACUGCUAUUGGAUCGACAGUGGCCGAUGGUGUCGUAGUCAGUCCUCAGCACAAUUCCUUAGAGGAGACCAAGAGCCCUGGGCCUUUAGGGGAGGUCUAGCAGGAGAGUUCCAGAGGUUGUUGCCAAUAGACGGGGCAAACGAUCUUUUCUACCAGCCUCCACCGUCAAUGCCAACCUCCAAAAUCUAUUCCAUCAGGCCGUACUUUCCCAAAGAUGAGGUUGCAGUUUACAAAAUCUGUAAAGAGAUGUACUGUGAGGGAAUGGAGGACGCCCCGUUCUCUGACGACGACCCGGACCUCAUCGGAGACAGGUUAGUCGGCGGUCUCCUGACGCUGAGCUCAGACUACGGCUUCGUGCUGGAGGACGAAGACGGGAUCUGCGGCUACGCGCUCGGCACGGUGGACGUCAAACCCUUCGUCAAGAAGUGCAAGCUGAACUGGCUCCCCUUCAUGCAGGAGAAGUACCACAAGCCCGACGACCAGAAAGACCUGACGGAGGCUGAGAAGAUGAUGUUGAGUUUCCACGAAGAAGAGGAGGGUCUGCCCGAUUCUUUCCUCUCCAACUUCCCGUCCCUGAUCAAGGUCGACGUUCACGCCAAAGUAACCGACCCCAGUGUGGCAAAGAGCAUGAUGGGAUGUUUAUUAUCCUCUCUGAAGGCUAAUGGGUCCCACGGUGCGUUCUGUAAGGUCCGUCAGACUGAUAAGCGAAUGUUGGACUUCUAUAGUAAGCUGGGAUGCUUCGAAGUGGCCAAAAUGGAGGGCUUCCCCAAAGACGUCAUCAUAAUGGGACGCAGCCUCUGAGGGAGCAAACAGAAAACAGCUCUGAUGUGUUUGCUACCUUCAUGAGAACAUUUUUUGUGAUGAUUUUAUACUUACAUAACCAUCUGGGCAGCCCCAGAAGACCCUUUUUUUUUUUUUUUUUUUUUUUUUUUUUUAGGUUUUGUGUAAAGAAGCACAGAAGUGGCACACAGAGGCCCUCACAUGUUACAACUGUGUCAGAUCCACAGCCGAUUGAUCUGUAGUGGGAAGGUGAAGCUGAUUUUUAAGAUCCCACUUCUCGUGUACCUCUAGGAGUAAGGAAGCGACAUCUACAUGAGCCUUUUUCUGAUUUAAUUGAGUCGCCAUUACAUGGAUACCAAACGCCCUAACGCCGAGUGUCUGCAGUGAAACGAGGGUGGCUCUUUCUUCAAGUAGUUUUACAACCAUGUGUCCUGUUUUCCAGCUUUGAUAGGGAGAAAUGAUGUCCCAGCUGACUCCAAUGGGCGAGGUGUUUACCUUUCAUUGCCACUUUUUCUAUGAGCUCUGCAGCAGAGUUGGAGAUCGAGGCCUUUUCAGUGUCAUUCCUAACAAACCCGAUGCGAAAGGCGGAGUCUGUGCUCGUCCAUUUGGUUCCCUGAACAGAACAGGACCACAGACCCGUGAUGUAGUGAGAGCUGUUCAAAACUUUGCCAGGAGGUUAUCUAAAUUUCUUUAAAGAAAAGCUUCUACAGGUUUACAAACGUGGUUCUCAGCCUAUUUCCAUUUUUGUUGUAUUUAUAUAUAGAAAUCCAGUCAUUGUUUUUGCUUAUGUCCUCUUCAGCUGUUGCCUUUUGGUUCGCUGCCUUUGGAUUUUGGGAUUAUUUCGCAGACCUGCUCUUGCGUCCAGCUUUUCUAAUGCGCCACUCAGACAUAACCAGAACACGGGGGAUUGAUUUGUUUUUGAAAGUCCAUGUUGUUCAUAAUAGUAGAGAUGUAGCCGCACAGUCACAUGUUUCAGUUGUAACAGGAGCACAAAAAUAGUUUGAUAAACCUGGAGGUCAUACGGUAUCAAGUUGUGUAGAAGGACUCACUCAGCAUUUUUAAUCUUAAUUCCUUCUCUUAUGUCACUAAAACAUUGAGUUCACCUGUCUGCACGAAUUUAGGUUUUUUUUUUGUUUGUUUUUUUUUUUCUUUUGUCAAGGUCUCAAAAGUAGAAUCAGCACUCCUAAACUCAGUGGGACCAAACCAUUCUGAUCUGCUAUUGAAAAGAAAAAUACUUUAGUAAUAGUUACACUGGUGAUAAUCCUUAAAACCAAGAAACGUUCACCUCCUUUCACUUUUUCUUUUUUUCACCCACCGCCAAACCGAGCUGUGCAGCAUCAGCUGUGAAAACGUCAUUUCCGACCUGCCAUGGCUUCUUUUUUUUUGUUUUACUGUUGUAUACAGAUGAAUGUAUCCUCAGUCGGAUCCUGGCGAGUGCUCUUUACACCGCCGAGGUCACCAAAUGUCGUCAGAAGUGGCGCCGGUUUAGCUGCAGUGGUGAGUCCAUUGGAGCAGAAACCCAUUGAAUGUUUUGUACUUUUGAUGCAUUUCCUCUUUGUUUCAUGUAAAAUCUAUAUAGUUUUAAAAAAAAAAAUGCACUUUGACUUAGAGAUAGGAGUGUUCUGUUGGUUACA
This is a messenger RNA of Salarias fasciatus (jewelled blenny), 4800 nucleotides long. It is a transcript of the gene oga, whose product is annotated as O-GlcNAcase. The record is from RefSeq and is a predicted model, not a curated record. Gene Ontology annotation, molecular function: beta-N-acetylglucosaminidase activity. Gene Ontology annotation, biological process: glycoprotein metabolic process. NCBI's taxonomy places the organism in Eukaryota, Metazoa, Chordata, Actinopteri, Blenniiformes, Blenniidae. The transcript is spliced from 19 exons. Bases 353 to 3187 code for a protein of 944 amino acids.